This is a messenger RNA of Microplitis demolitor, 670 nucleotides long. RefSeq names its product ADP-ribosylation factor-like protein 16. NCBI's taxonomy places the organism in Eukaryota, Metazoa, Arthropoda, Insecta, Hymenoptera, Braconidae. Gene Ontology annotation, molecular function: GTPase activity; GTP binding. The transcript is spliced from 2 exons. Bases 89 to 670 code for a protein of 193 amino acids. The record is from RefSeq and is a predicted model, not a curated record.
GUUUGAUCGAUAGAACAAUGUCCUCGUAAUUCCUUUAAUGCUGCUGUAUAAUAUUUAAAAUGAUUAAUAUUUAAAGACAAAACAAAUAAUGUGUCUGUGCCUUGGUCCCGCAAAGUCUGGAAAAACUUUGCUGAUGAAAAGAUUACAAGGUGAUGAAAAAAUAGAUGAUGCAUCUCAUACUGUUCCGACAAAUGGAGUUAAUUUGUUUACAAUAAAAAGUAAAGAUGGACAUUUUGAUAUUAUUGUUAGAGAAAUUGGCGGCAGUAUGGCACCCAUUUGGCAUCGUUAUUUUGACAGGGUACAUAAAAUAAUUUAUGUAGUAGACGCAAGUAAUUUAUGUCAAAUAAGUGCUGCUGGUGUACUUUUAUAUUCAUUGCUUGUGGAACCAAAACUUCAGCACGUUAAAAUUUGUUUUGUACUUGGAAAAAUGGAUUUAUCAUAUCGGCAAAUGCGUAAUGAGGCAUUGUUAAUGCUACAUUUUAAUCGUUUAAAACGUGAAGUGAGUCAGAAGAUAACGGUAAUCGAAGCUAGUGGAAUGACUGGUCAAGGCAUUGAGCUUUUACGCGAUUGGAUAUUUGAUCCAGAGACACUGAAAGCCGUUGGAUCAACUGGUAACGCUGCAGCUGCGGCUGCUGCGGAUAAUGCCAACGUUAUUCCUCCAAAAAAAUAA